AUGGCCGAGGUAGAUACGGCAGCACCGGCCGAGACGGUGGCAGUGGCGGUGGCGGUGGCGGACCAGAACCGGGAGGAUGAUGGACAUGAUAAUGUAGAUGGGUCGGCGCCAGAGGCGCAGCCCGAUGCCUCGGAGGAGGCGACCCCGACCGACACUACGGCGGCGCCCGUUGAUGAGGCUGAGCCCGACGCGCCCGCCACAGAGGAUACAGGUGCUGAGCCCGAGACGAGCGCGGUCUCAGAGGCCGAGGUCAGCAAGCAGGAAGCUGAAAACAUGGAUGCGUCAGCAGACGUUGCGGCGUCUGAGGAACAGAGCACCUCCGCAGCCGUGGACACGGCACCUGAGGAUGAGCUGGCGCCCGAGCGCAGCGAGGACAAGCCGGUGUCAGCAGACACGGCGCCCGAGGCUGACGCUGACGCUGAUGCCAACGACGAUGCGGCCGAUCAGACUAUGCAGGACGCACAAGCGGAUCCCAGUGCUGAGGAGCCGGCCCCCGACGCCAGCAAUAACCUUGACAUGGAAACAAACGCUGUGCUGGCCAACGUGUUCGGCUUUGAUGACGACGAUGACGACGAAGACGAAGAGUUUGAGGGCUUUGAACAAAGCGAAAUUUCGCAGCUCCUGCCCGAGCCCGAACCAGAAGAGGCGCCAAAGGAGAAAAGCAAGACGUACCGCCGCAACCCACGGCCCGUAGCUCCAAUCACGGCUUCUGACGAUUCCCCGUGGGCCAAGCUAAAGCGCCCCAAGCGCCGCGCUCAGGAUGGUGAUGAUACCAUGAAGGAUGAGGUCGUCAAAACGGUCCUCACCCGCAUGACCGUGGCCGCGGAAGAGGACAUCAAAGCCGUCUACGCCCAUCGCCCCGCCGUCUACAAGCUCCGCUAUCUUGAAUCGGCCAAAUCAUAUAUCCAGCACGCUUCGUACCGAUUAACCUUUUUUGAGAACGCCGCCUACAAACAAUAUGCGCUGUGGCUCAAGCCCUUGCCUGACCGCUCCCUGCCCCCUGAGCCGGUUCGCAACGCCAUGUAUAGUGCACUCGAGCACAUGCCACCCUUUGACAAACAAGACAAGGAAUCCUUUGAGGAAUCCAAACUAGGCCGUUUGUGCAACUUUUUGCGCCAGCACCCCAAAGAGACGAUUGAGAAUAAGCAGCGUCUUACGCGUCUCAUUGAAGCCUGGACCCGCCAGCUCACGGGUACACACAACAAGUUUGACCAGCUGCCGGAGGAAGAGAAGCGCGCGAUCGUGUUGCAUCAGGCUCGCAUGGCACGGCGGGCAUCGUCAGGAGGCAACAGCAAAGCAUCAGAAGCCCCGGCAGUUGACACUUCUCGUCUACGCCCCGGCGAAAAGGGAUUUAUUGCCCGUGCCCGCAUGCCGCAGCCUCAGACACGCACCUACAUCAAGCGACCAGAACACAAGGUGGCGCGCCCCAUUGAUCCCAACGUCAAGGAAACGGUUUCUGCGACUGGAUUUGACAAAAUGGCCAUGAGCUUCAAAAAGCUUCAGCAGUCUUCGCGCCGUGGUGGCACUGGCGCCUCGGUCAACAUUUCAGGAUCCUUCUCUGGCUCGAUGAAGUAG
Messenger RNA from Monosiga brevicollis MX1, 1575 nucleotides. RefSeq lists its product as uncharacterized. Gene Ontology annotation, cellular component: nucleus. The record is from RefSeq and is a predicted model, not a curated record. The coding region runs from base 1 to 1575 and encodes 524 amino acids. Gene Ontology annotation, biological process: poly(A)+ mRNA export from nucleus. The transcript is spliced from 9 exons. Lineage: Eukaryota; Choanoflagellata; Craspedida; Salpingoecidae.